This is a messenger RNA of Condylura cristata (star-nosed mole), 3020 nucleotides long. It is a transcript of the gene CDKN2B, whose product is annotated as cyclin-dependent kinase inhibitor 2B (p15, inhibits CDK4). Gene Ontology annotation, cellular component: nucleus. Bases 403 to 819 code for a protein of 138 amino acids. The transcript is spliced from 2 exons. The record is from RefSeq and is a predicted model, not a curated record. Gene Ontology annotation, molecular function: protein kinase binding; cyclin-dependent protein serine/threonine kinase inhibitor activity. NCBI's taxonomy places the organism in Eukaryota, Metazoa, Chordata, Mammalia, Eulipotyphla, Talpidae. Gene Ontology annotation, biological process: regulation of cyclin-dependent protein serine/threonine kinase activity; negative regulation of cell population proliferation.
GAGCCUAAGGGGGUGGGGAGAGCCCUGCUGGAUAGCCCAGCUGAAAACUGCUUUAUUCCCGUCGGCUCUCCACUCUGCGAGAGCGUUAACUUUGCAGUGAGGACUCUGCAGCACGCCGGGACUCUUCCGCGGGAGGAGCGGCAGCUAAGCGCGGUUGCUACUCUCUUCGGGAGCGAGCCGGCACGUCUUCUGGUUCGCGCUGCCAGAAAAAGCCCAUUUUAAACUGAUCGGCCACCUCACGGGCACGCCAGCCGCAGGAAAGCGGAAAAAGAGGACUGGAAAGGUGCUGAGCUCUCCCGGUGAGGGGAGAGCGAGCGCUCUGGUGCUAAGUGGGGAAGGUCUGUUGCAGAACUCGCGGCCGAGGUGGAUUAUUCAGGCCAGUUUGCGUCUGGGGACUGCGAAAUGCGCGAGGAGCACAAGGUCAUGCUCGCUGAUGGCAGCGGCGAAGCAGAGCUGUCCAGUGCCGCCGCGCGCGGGCAAGUGGAAACUGUGAAACAGCUCCUAGAAGCCGGUGCUGAUCCUAACCGAGUCAACCGCUACGGGAGACGCCCGAUACAGGUCAUGAUGAUGGGCAGCGUCCGUGUGGCGAAGCUGCUACUGCUCCACGGCGCGGAUCCCAACUGCGCUGACCCCCACACCCUCACGCGGCCGGUGCACGACGCUGCCCGGGAGGGCUUCCUGGACACGCUGGUGGCGCUGCAUCAGGCGGGGGCGAGGCUGGAUGUGCCAGAUGCCUGGGGUCGCCUGCCCGUGGACCUGGCUGAGGAGCGUGGCCACCACGCCAUCUCCCGAUACCUGAAGGCAGCUACGGGAGACUGACCUUGGGUACAUUUGCUGCCAAAGGACUUUUCUUUUUCUCCCCAACUCCCCACCCCAACUUAGUUCAAUGGAGGCUGCCAAGGUGGAGCAGUGGAAAAGCUAAAAACCGAAAAGCUGCUCCGCUUCCAGCAGGACGGGAAUGCAUUGCAUUUUUUCUUUUUCUUUUUUUUUUUUAACUGGAUUCCGCCUUUGACUUAUUGUGAAACCAAAUGAGGAAAGGUGGAACAAAUGGAUUUUCCGUGCGAUUUAGGACGAAAUGUGAAGUUUCCUAGUGUCUUUUAACUUUUCUGGCAGAAAGUGAAGUGUGAAGUCCGAAGAACAACCAGGUCUGUCAGGUCAAUGUGGUGAAGCUGGUGAGGCUGCAGGAGGAGGGGGGCAGGCAGUUUGCCUCACUGACCUUGAAGGAGCACCCUUCUACAGCCCCUACUUUAGGCAUUAGGCUCCUGCUAAGGAAAACCUGGAGACUAAGGACCAGAAGACCGAGACUGUUGACCUAGUGUCUGUAGGCGCCCACACUUUUAAAUGCUAUGUGGUGCACAGCAUGAGACUGAUAAUUGGGAGCUCCGAGGGCUCCUGUCCAGCUCCUCUGCCAAAGUGAGAGAAAUGGGGGACUCCGGAUCACCACGCCUAAUUUGCUGGCAUAUUCUAAAAUCCUUGGUUCGGAUGACGCCCAGCAGCUCUCCGAAGGAACUGGGCACGCGGGUUCUUGCUAUUUGUUAUUCAGUGGAAGCGAGAUUCCUGUGGUUCCAAACGUCUGUGCACAGAAUGAAGGUGAAUGGUAGCCAAACAAUUGUAGCAUUGAACUGAUUGCUGUGUCUAUAUACAAUAAGAUACAGAAACAACCCUGUGAACUGCCAUUUGGAAAGAUUUUGAGAUAGUGUAUACUUCUGAAUUCUUCAGUUAUAGUCUUACUUAAUGGGGUAACUUAAAACAACAAAGUAACUAUUGGACCUUAGAAAAGAGGAUGAAUUUCAGUUAUAAAUGAUGCUGGCAAAUCUUAGUACCAGCACCUACAUGAUUUUCAUCCUUAACCUAUUUAUUUCCUUGUUAAGUUUUCUGUUUCCUUUACUAGAGUGUCUCAGGGGAUCAAACUAAAAUAUUCCAAAUCUUUUGGAGAUAGGUGCACUUGCCCAGUAAAGUUCUUGGGAUAGUUCCCAAAGGAUUACUGAACAAGUAGACUGAGCAAAAAGGGUUGAAAAUAUAUGAUGAUGGCUUUGUGAAAUGUCUUAAUAUCUGCUGAAACUAAAGGCACACUGCUUUGCAAUUAAACCUCCAGUGCUGCUUGAUUCAUUAUAGCUUUGGAACGGAUAACUCACUGCUUUUAAUUAAAAUAAAUAAAUAAAGGUUGGACUCCAAGAUGUUCCUAGCUUGGUAUAAAAAUGUAUGUUCAUAGAUUUUUUCCACUAACUCCUGAGAAAUGUUAGACUCAAAGGGUUUCACUUCUAAUAUUUUUGUAGUAAUUGUAGUGAUACCAGUAACAAUUUAUAAAAACUGCUUACACUUAUACCGUAUCUUUAGGUAGGUAGGUAGAUAAUAAAUGGAUAGAUACAUAAAUAGGUAGAGAAUUGAGAGAUUUACAAGAAGGGAUUCCUUUCAGCUAAAUAAUCUUCUCCAUCAAUUCUUUACUACCCAAAGCUCAUGGAUUAGUUUGUUUGUUUUUUUUUUUUUACCAUUUUACCAUUCUCCUCUUCAGAGUUAUUAGUGAUGGAUAUAAAGUGAACUGAUUUUAUUUUUUAAGCAGAAACAUGAAGGCUCUCCCUUGUAAGUGUCUAGGGUACCUUCUCUUUCUAUAAUAUCUAGUAAAUCUAAGCAAAUUCUUUUAAAUCCAUUUUAAAAUAUUGACAGUAUAAAGAAUAACCUCCCAAAGAAAGGCCUAAAAACACUUUUGGAAUGAAGAUAAUGGAAUCCCCAUUUGCAAAUUCAAUUCCAGUUAUUAUUGGCUACAAGAAUAGGAUUUCUAAAGUUCGUGUUGUUCUGUAACUAUUAAGAAGUAUUCUGUAUAAAGGUAAAUUCAUCCCUUAAAAUCUUAUAUUUGACAUGUGGAAUCUCUUAUUUUGUCUUCUAUUUCUAGCAUCAAGAUUUGCUAGUUACAUAAAGUUGUGUAAUGGAAAAUAAUAUCUUGAAAUAAAUAUUUGAAAUAUGGAUUUCAUUCUUACAAAGAAAGUGUUGUUUCUGAUGGUAAUGUGAUAUUAAACACUAAA